AUGGGAUAUCAGGACAAUUAUCACCCAAAUUAUGAAGAAAUACAAAUCUUCGAAGCAAUGAAGAAAUAUCAUUUCAGUAAAGAAUGGCUUGUUAAAAAGAUCAAAAAGGCUGUCAAUUCCGCGUUUAGAGAACAGAAUUUUUAUCCAACAGAAAUUCCCACUACGUGUAUCUUUAUAAGAUACAAUCAGAACAAACCAGAAAUCGAAAUCCGUACUUCGGAAAUGAAGUUUACAAAAGGUCAAUUUCGGGAUGAAAUAUGCAAUAUCUGCAAUUUAGUUGGUGAAUGCGUUCAUCAAAUCAUGCUCGAUUAUGAGCUUGGAUUCCAAUACACAUAUUAA
Molecule: messenger RNA, 339 nt
Organism: Trichomonas vaginalis G3
Lineage: Eukaryota; Parabasalia; Trichomonadida; Trichomonadidae
Exons: 1
Coding region: 1-339 (112 amino acids)
Source: RefSeq, a predicted model, not a curated record